Aspergillus welwitschiae is the source of this 1557-nucleotide messenger RNA. RefSeq names its product transmembrane amino acid transporter protein-domain-containing protein. The transcript has 2 exons. Gene Ontology annotation, molecular function: amino acid transmembrane transporter activity. The record is from RefSeq and is a predicted model, not a curated record. Bases 90 to 1505 code for a protein of 471 amino acids. Lineage: Eukaryota; Fungi; Ascomycota; Eurotiomycetes; Eurotiales; Aspergillaceae. Gene Ontology annotation, cellular component: vacuolar membrane. Gene Ontology annotation, biological process: amino acid transmembrane transport.
ACAAAAAUUCAAGCUUUGAUUCGAUUAUUCAUGUGUUGCUGCUUCCCCUGUCUUGCGUCCAGUACAAGCUCGGAACGGCUCAGCUCACCAUGGAGUCUUCAAUUGGCAAUUUAGAGGCCGGCAAUGGGAGUAAUAAGUUCAACAAGGAGCCACUCCCCGCAAAGCUGAACGCCUGGGUCGAUGGCAAGCUGCCUGACGCUGUGGACGAUGGGGAACAGCAGAUCAUCGAGGCCGGAGAAGCCAAGUAUCAUCGCCUCGGCUGGAAGGGUCUAACGGUCAUGCUCAUUGUGGAGGCCAUUGGCCUAGGAUCGUUAUCUAUUCCUUCCGCGUUCGCAUCGCUCGGCAUGGUGGCCGGCGUUAUCUGCUGCGUCGGCAUCGGCUUGAUAGCCAUCUACACCUCGUACGUGAUUGGACAGGUGAAGCUCGCCUUCCCGGCUGUUCGGGAUUAUGGUGAUGCGGGUGCCUUGCUGAUGGGUACCUGGGGUCGGGAACUAUUCACCUUCAUGUUGAUCCUCCAGCUGAUCUUCCUGACGGGUUCCAACUGCUUAACCGGCACCAUUGCCCUUCGCCAUAUCACCUCUAGCGGCAUCUGCUCCGUCGUCUGGAGCGUGGUAUCCGCGGUGAUUCUUCUCUUGCUCUCUAUCCCCUCUUCUUUUGCCGAUAUGGCCUGGCUUGGCUAUGUGGACUUCAUUUCCAUCGUGGCAGCCAUUGGAAUCACUAUCAUCGCUACUGGCAUCCGGGGUACGGAUUCCACCGGGGGCUUGGCAGCCGUGGACUGGUCAGCUACACCGCAGGGCGAUCCUACCUUCUCAGAUGGUUUCAUCGCGAUUAGCAAUAUUGUCUUUGCGUACACCUUUGCCAGCUGCCUCUUUUCUUUCAUGGAUGAGAUGCAUACCCCUAAGGAAUUUACCAAAUCCAUCUGGUCUCUUGGCAUCCUCCAGAUCGUCAUUUACACUGUCACGGGCGCCACUAUCUACGCCUUCGUGGGUGUCGAUGUCCAGUCUCCUGCCUUGCUUUCAGCUGGAACGCUUGUUAGCAAGGUCGCCUUUGGCAUUGCCCUUCCAGUCAUUUUCAUUUCCGGCGCUAUCUGCACCAUCGUGGCUGGACGCUUGAUUCACGGCCGGAUCUACGCCAACAGUGUGACCAAGUAUAUCAACACGCCCAAGGGCUGGAUCACGUGGCUUACUGUUAUCACUAUCUUGACCAUCAUCUCGUGGGUCAUUGCAGAGGCAAUUCCGUUCUUCGAUGAUCUUCUUUCCAUCACAUCAGCACUGUUCACCUCUGGUUUCUCCUUCUACCUUCCCCCAAUCAUGUGGUAUGUCCUCAUCCGCAAGGGCCCAUGGUACUCCAAGGAGAACCUGUUGACCAGUCUGGUGAAUCUGUUUGUCUUUAUCUUUGGUCUUGUUGUUCUUGUUGGUGGUCUUUACUCGAGUAUUCAGGAUAUACGACUUAAUUACCGUGAAGGUGAUGUCAACAGCCCUUUCACUUGUGGUGAAGUUUCAUAAAUGCUUUGUUUAUCGUUAUAUAUUGCCCGCACAUGUUAAUAGACCCUUGUAC